Ciona intestinalis (vase tunicate) is the source of this 6314-nucleotide messenger RNA. The record is from RefSeq and is a predicted model, not a curated record. NCBI's taxonomy places the organism in Eukaryota, Metazoa, Chordata, Ascidiacea, Phlebobranchia, Cionidae.
CGGAAGGAAAACUACGUAAUCAGCUCGGUUAUUGUUGCUUCUUCCCAGUGUUAAAACAAAGAAAGAUGCGGUACAGUGUAUAGGGCAGGUAAUAGUUGGCUCGUGGAUUAACUUUCGGUUUAAAAUGCUACAAAAACUGUUUUAUGUUUACAUUUUAAAGACUGGAUGUAUAAAGCAUUUUUAAUACGGAUUUAUUAAACCAGAUGAAAUUCCAGGAAUACGGAUACUGUGAAUAACUAUAUCGAACACACUUCUCGAACGGGCAGAAAGAACUGGAAACACAUAUCAUGUCGGAUGAAGAGAAACAGGACACACUUUCAGUAACUGACCGCGCUAGAAAAUAUUCACGACGUGUGAAAGUUGUGUCACGUGCUCCACAGCAAAAUGAAGAACUUCCAGCGGGUGUUCGUGUUAAAGCGUCACAGAGGCAAAGCAGAGUUCGUGCAUCCGAAAAACGACAGGUACCAACAGAGGCAGAAGGAAGGCCGCAGUUAAACCAGGGCGGAAUCCCGCCCACUGCCGCAAAACGUUCAGUUCGAGUACGAAAGUCCGUCCGAAAAUCGGUGAGGGUAGCGCCCGAUCCAGCUCAGCGAAAAAAGUUCUUGGAUUUGGGAAACGAAGACGAAAACACAAGUGCAAAUCGUCUUCAAGUUUCGGCCGGAACGGCGCGAGCAGCACCUCGGGAAUCUGUUCGUUUAAUUAAGACGUCUCUUUCAACGAGAAGGCGGGCUUUCCUAUCCGCUCAAAAUCCAGAUCAAAAUACAGAAUCAAAAACUCCUACUGCCCCAAAAAAGCAAUCUCGACGAAUUCGCGUAAAAAGCAUAAAGCGACCUGCAGCAACCGAAGAAGAACAAUCAAAGACUGGUAAAUCGCAAACGGACGAUAAAGACAGAGGUACACCUGGACCUUUAAACACGGACACCCAAGGUGUCAAAAACGUUAACGAAAAUGCCGGGAGCGAACCGAUUUCUCCGUUUGCAAAACGUAAAUCGCGCAGAUCGAGGAUUGUGAAAGUGGCAAAAGGAGAAACGGAAGGUGAAGAUGGGAAAGAAUCAAUUCGAAAGUCUGUCAGAGUUGUACGGAGAUCUGUACGAUUACCUCCGCCCAAAAAGGAAGACUCUGGCGAGCAGGAUGCCGUUCGACAACAAGGGGAUUCAACGAAGGAGGGGGAGAGGUUAUUAGGGGACGGGAAGGUUCAUCUCGGUUCUGCAUACACUGAGCGCCCGAGAAAAAUCCGGAUGUCCCGGUUCGCGAAGUUCGAUGUUGGACCUGGUGCCAGGAAAAAGAUACCUGACGAACAGGCAAAGCAAAAAGAUACACUUGUUGCUGGCGAUGAGCAAGCAGAUGCUGACGGCGCUUUAAAGCUACCUGGAAGGCCAGCUAAGUUACGUAUGUCACGGAUGGGAAUGUUUGAAGGUAAAAAGGUGCGGUCUGUGCGGCGAGUGGUUCGGCCUUCUACUAGACACGAGAUAAAUCUAAACGCGAGGAUCCAAGAGUUUCAAAACCAAGCGAAAGGUGGCACAAGCGAGACCACACUUGCGCCUCCAGGAUACAGGGAAAAGUACUUGGACACCUUUCGGAAAAUGGGAGAAGGUGAAGAUGGGGUAAAAGACGAUGCUGAUCAACCUAAACCGGCAAGGAAGGUCAGUCGAAGGAUAGUAGUUCGAAAAUCCUGUAGAAAUGCGCCGUCUGUUGCAUCGCGUGCCAAACAAUUGAAGGAUGCUGAACAAAAGUUAAAAGCCGAAGCGGAGGAAGCGAAGAGAAAAAGGUUGGAUGAAGCUGCUGUGGCAAUAACUAGGAAACCACUGCAGCUUCCUGACAGAACAUUCAGUGACUCGGAUGACGAUAGUCCAGAAACGAGCUCCGAUGAAAGGAAUGAUGAAACAAGCAUGGAGCCUGCUUCGGAUGGGGCAAAGAAAGGUGCGGAUAAAGAAGAAGAAAAGGAAGAAGAUAGCACAAAGAACAUCAUCAUGGAAACCGAUAUUGUCAAAGGUGAAGAGCUCAGUGAAAAUGCGGUCGAGGACAAGGUUGAAAAAAGUAACAGGGAGGCAGAAAUAAAACAAGAAGAACAAGUUAAAGAGGCCGAAAUUGUGGAGCACAACGAAGUAGAAAACGACAUGGAAACUGAAAUCACAAAAUGUGAGGAAACUGAGGAUAAUUCACUAUCCCGUGCUUAUUCUAAAAGCGAUAUAUUGGAUUUCGAUGAAAGCCCUGAAGCUGAUGAUGACACGCAAGCAGAAACCGACGAAGGUCAAGCUACUGAGGUGAUAAAAGACACCGAGAGUAAUAACAGGGAUACAGAACCUGAGAAUACAGAAAUAUGUACUACGGAAAAUGAAAAAAAAGUAGAAUUGGAAGAAGAAUGUGAACAGGCGCCGGAGUUGGCUUUUACUCCUGAAGAACACAAGACAGAAAAUAAAACGCAAAGUGGGACGUGCGAGGUGGAGAACAUUAUGAUAGAUGAUACUCAGCUUGAUAAAGUAAACGACAAUGCACUGGCCGUGGAAUCAGUGUCGCCACCUAUUGAUUUACAAACAGACAACGAGGACAGCUAUUAUAAAGAUAUAAGCGAAGAAUGUCAAGAAAAAGAAGACAAAGAAGACAGUGAACAAACAGCACAACAGCAGAUUGGAAUAGAGCAACCUAAGUUGAAUGAGUCGCGCGAGACGAAAGAAGAAAGUUCCUUAGAGACAAAGGAAGAGGCAUCGGAGGAAAAAUCACAACAAGAACUAACUCUCGAUAUUCCAUUGACUUACCAAGCACUGGAUACUUCAGAAAAUCAGGAAAAUGCUCUUUCUGUUGAGGAAGAGGAUAAACAGGACGAUGGAUCAGCUACUACAGAAAAACCAAAGUUGCUCUUUGAAAAAAUAGAAAAACCAGAACAGGAAUUGAUGGCUGGUACUUUUGUUGUUAAGUCUAGCGGGAAUGGCAAUGACGAGGCUGAAGAUUCGGAUAGCUCGGGAGAGGACACUGUUAUAAAUGAGAAGUGGAGACUGAAGAAGAGAGAGCAGUACAUCGAGAAGUAUCGGGAAAUGGCGACUUACAAAUCACCUGAAGAAGAAGUCAAGGAAUUGUUGGGUACGAGUGAAGAGACAUUGGAUACAGCGGCAGAAAUUGAAAGAACAAAAAAGUUAAUUGGAGAAAUUAAAGCUGAGAUAAAAAAAUGUGAAGAAGGGGUCAAAGAAAAAGAGGGAACGUCGCCGGGUGUUUCAAAAGAGGCAACAAAUAUAUCAAUCGAAACUAAGAAAAUAGAUGAGGUUACAAAAGUACCGCCAGUAAAGCCGUUGCGGAAACAGCAAAAAGAAAAUGCAGGGUUGAAGCAAAACGUAGAUUCCAGUGUUGAAGAACAACAAACAAGUAAACCUGAUAUAGAAACUGCCAAAAAAGUGGAAAAUGAACAAACCAAAGAUAAAGUUAAAGAAGUAAAACAAGAGAUAAAGGUGAAAAAAGAAGAAAAUCAACCGGAGAUCAAAGUUGAAGCUGUAACGGAAACACAAACCCAAGUUGAAUCUCAACUGGAAGAUAAGGAAGAAGAAACAACAGAAGAGCAAGCAGAGGAAGAAACAACAGAAGAGCAAGCAGAGGAAGAAAACGAAGAAGAAGAAUACCAAGAGCAGGAGCAAGAAGAAGAUAGUGAUGAAGAAGAGGUGGAGUACAUAUCAGAGGAGUAUUCCGAUGCAGAGUACAGCGGAGAGGACGAAGACGUUGAAUAUGAAGAGGUGAUUGAAUAUUUGACCGAUGAUGAAGAGGAGGGAGAGGAAGGUGAUGAAGAUGUUGAGUAUGUUUACGUGGAUGAGGAUGGGAAUGAGAUCUCAGUUGAUCCUAAUGAUGGAGAGAUUGAAUACGAUGAGGAUGGGAAUCAGAUCAUCUACGUCACGGAUUCGGAAGAAGAAGAAGUGGAGUAUGAGUACGUCACUGAUAGUGAUGAGGUGGGGUCGGAUGAGGAGGUCAUCUAUAUGGAUGAGGAUGGGAAUUACAUCGACGCGGAUGGGAAUCCAGUAGAUUACGUUCCUGGUAGUGAAGAUGAAAUCAUAGAAGAAGACGAAGAGUAGAUCAACUGAGAAAUCAUCGGAUUUGUAACACAGUGUUAUAUACAGAUUUGUAGUAAUAUAGUCGGCUAUACAGUUCUGUCGUUUAUUCUUUCUUUGUGUAGACUGUAGAUUAUCGGCUCGGUGUACCUCUUUAUUAUGUUAUUCUGCAAAAUGGGAAAUAUUUUGUAUAGGUUCAAUUGUAUACACGUUGUACAGCAUGUGUGUAUUUAUAUUUUAUUGCUUCGUUCACAACAACAGCAUCGUGCUAUGUUUGUGCCUUAUACAAUCUAACGUCACUGUAUAGAAAGCUCAUGGGCUAUUUGGUGCGUGGCGAAAUAAAGCAAUUGAAUCAGCAUAUUUAUUCCAAUAAGCAGCCUUAUGCCGCAAGCUUGAUUAAUUGCGGUUUCCAUGUGUUGCCACACUUUUGCUCGUACCACAAGGCCCAUGGUAAUCUUUUUGUAAAUAUUUUUGUUUAAACUUUUAACUUAUCGUGUGUAUGCAGCAACUGCGGUGAAAGGCUUCAACCUAAUUACUUGUACAUUUUGAUAUAUGUCGUUUACCCAGAAUCAUGCGUCGUAAAAGAACAUUUUGUUCUGGUGAGAUAUUCUGUUUCCCUUGUUCGUUUUCUUUACCAAACAGGUAUUAACGAUCGUAAAGCACAAUCAUUGCACUUACUGUAAACCUAUAUAGGCUUUCGUAUAACUAUAAACCAUCGCAAUCAGAAUGUACAUAAUCUAAAUUCGUUUUACAAACUUAACCACUUUUUCGUGAGUUCAAGCAAUUACAUUUUUCAGACACCAGCAGCAUGUAAAUACAACAAAUGUAUUUGAAUUAAUCAAGGUAUUGCAAACUUCGAAUAUUUCAAGCAAUUUUGAUAUCUACAGUAUAUCGCAUAGUGGAAUACUGACAAUGCUGUAAAAGCAACGAAAUAUUAAUCAGAUGUUAAAUAGAAGAAUGUAACUGUAUCACAUUUCAUUAUUUAGUUAAAGGCUGUACAUUUUGAGAUUUAAUCAUGUUUUGCAUUUUUUGUAAAACAUUUGUUUAGUUUUUUAAACGUUUAACCAUACGAAGAAUAAUUUAAGUACAUUUUAAAACCAGUUUCAUAUUUCGCUGUGUUUCACAUUUAAACAACAGACCCUUGUUCAAUUCAUUGGUUUUGAUUCCCCAAAUAUAAAUGACAGAAUCGAUUUAAACAAUCAUGUACUUCAACAGCAUGAUUACGUAAAGCGAUAUAACGGUUGGUGAGAUUCUCGUCUCUGGCAAAAUUGCCUACAGGCAACGGAAAUUGCCGGUGCAGCAAGUUAAUCAAAGAGAUGUUUUGUGUGAGCGAAUUUUCUGUUUAUUUCAACGGAAACACUGUUUAGCAUUUUUCCAAUUAUCUUCAAAAAUAUCCCUUAGGCAACGAAAUGAAAAGGCUAUAUAUGGGCAAGACACGCAAGUUUACAGUAUAUAUCUGAAAAGCUGAUUGAUAUAGCAGACACGAAAUGUCGCUCAUAAAAUCAAAAUUAGUUAUUUUCGUUUCGCUUCUGUUUUAUGCCGACUUAGUCGCCUCGAACGACGGGCGGUAUUUGGUUUGCAAGACGAUGUCAGAAGUAUUUCUAUCAUCUGGUGGAAAUGUAGCUUCAAAUUUAACCCGUAUUCGUGGCCCCCCUGGCAAAAUGGGGCCAAGGGGUCUAAGUGGUCCAAUCGGCCCAAUCGGCCGACCUGGUGUUGCUGAUAUGGAUGCCGUGAAUCAAUUAGUGCUGAAUGCAAUUAGAAACUAUACCGCACCAAUGAAAAUAUGUCACGGAGUUGUUUACCGGGACAGAUGCAUCUGGCUUCCAUAUAAAAAUGGCCCGAGAAUGACAAAAGCUGAUGCUUUAAGAUACUGCGAAACUCGAGGUGGUACUCUGUUGGAUAUGGUGGAUAGGAACAUGUAUCGAAUCGUUAACGACUACGUGAAAAGGACAUGGGUUACAAGGAUCAGCGCUGUUGAUUUUUGGUUAGCCUCUGUAUAUGAGAACGGAAAUGUUCGACAAAGCAACGGCAGCAUAGCUUAUGUUAAAUGGUUUUCUGUUCCAUUACCAUCAAAUGGCAGGACAGCAAUGGUGUGGAAGGUGAGAAUGGAUGGCCCGAGCAACUCUAAUAAAGGAAUGUAUAAUACUUAUGAUACGGUCAGAAACCAUGUCAUCUGUUCGUCUGUCGUGGAAUAAAGCAAAUUGUUAUAUGUAUACAAAUACGCUUUAUUGUAUAUAAUUCACUACAUUGGUGUCAAACAAAAUAAGCAAAAAAUCUUGUAAAAAU